This is a messenger RNA of Rangifer tarandus platyrhynchus (Svalbard reindeer), 1464 nucleotides long. The record is from the annotation of a GenBank genome assembly. Lineage: Eukaryota; Metazoa; Chordata; Mammalia; Artiodactyla; Cervidae.
AUGGCGCCUGUUGUGACAGGAAAAUUUGGUGAGCGGCCUCCACCUAAACGACUCACUAGGGAAGCUAUGCGAAAUUAUUUAAAAGAGCGAGGGGAUCAAACAGUGCUUAUUCUUCAUGCAAAAGUUGCACAGAAGUCAUACGGAAAUGAAAAAAGGUUUUUUUGCCCUCCUCCCUGUGUGUAUCUUAUGGGCAGUGGAUGGAAGAAAAAAAAAGAACAAAUGGAACGCGAUGGUUGUUCUGAACAAGAGUCUCAACCAUGUGCAUUUAUUGGAAUAGGAAAUAGUGACCAAGAAAUGCAGCAACUGAACUUGGAAGGAAAGAACUAUUGCACAGCCAAAACAUUGUAUAUAUCUGAUUCAGACAAGAGAAAGCACUUCAUGCUGUCUGUAAAGAUGUUCUAUGGCAACAGUGAUGACAUUGGUGUGUUCCUAAGCAAGCGGAUAAAAGUCAUCUCCAAACCUUCCAAAAAAAAGCAGUCACUGAAAAAUGCUGACCUCUGCAUUGCCUCAGGAACAAAGGUGGCUCUGUUUAAUAGACUCCGAUCCCAGACAGUUAGCACCCGAUACUUGCAUGUAGAAGGAGGUAAUUUCCAUGCCAGUUCUCAGCAGUGGGGAGCAUUUUACAUUCAUCUCCUGGAUGAUGAUGAAUCAGAAGGAGAAGAAUUCACAGUCCGCGAUGGAUACAUCCAUUAUGGACAAACAGUCAAACUUGUGUGUUCAGUUACUGGCAUGGCACUCCCAAGAUUGAUAAUUAGGAAGGUUGAUAAGCAGACUGCGUUACUGGAUGCCGAUGAUCCUGUGUCACAGCUCCACAAAUGUGCGUUUUACCUUAAGGAUACAGAAAGAAUGUACUUGUGCCUUUCUCAAGAAAGAAUAAUCCAGUUUCAGGCCACUCCAUGCCCAAAAGAACCAAAUAAAGAGAUGAUAAAUGAUGGAGCUUCCUGGACAAUCAUUAGUACGGAUAAGGCCGAGUAUACAUUUUAUGAGGGGAUGGGCCCUGUCCUUGCCCCAGUCACACCUGUGCCUGUCGUAGAAAGUCUCCAGUUGAAUGGCGGUGGGGACGUAGCAAUGCUUGAACUAACAGGACAGAAUUUCACUCCAAAUUUACGAGUGUGGUUUGGGGAUGUAGAAGCUGAAACUAUGUACAGAUGUGGAGAGAGUAUGCUCUGUGUUGUCCCAGACAUUUCUGCAUUCCGAGAAGGCUGGAGAUGGGUCCGGCAGCCAGUCCAGGUUCCAGUAACUUUGGUCCGUAAUGAUGGAAUCAUUUAUUCCACCAGCCUUACCUUUACCUAUACACCAGAACCAGGGCCACGGCCACAUUGCAGUGCAGCGGGAGCAAUCCUUCGAGCCAACUCAAGCCAAGUGCCCCCUAAUGAAUCAAACACAAACAGCGAGGGAAGUUACACAAACGUCAGCACAAAUUCAACCAAUGUCACAUCAUCUACAGCAACAGUUGUGUCCUAA